This is a messenger RNA of Penicillium soppii, 822 nucleotides long. RefSeq names its product bZIP transcription factor. Gene Ontology annotation, molecular function: RNA polymerase II transcription regulatory region sequence-specific DNA binding; DNA-binding transcription activator activity, RNA polymerase II-specific. The record is from RefSeq and is a predicted model, not a curated record. Bases 1 to 822 code for a protein of 273 amino acids. Gene Ontology annotation, cellular component: nucleus. The transcript has 2 exons. Gene Ontology annotation, biological process: regulation of transcription by RNA polymerase II. NCBI's taxonomy places the organism in Eukaryota, Fungi, Ascomycota, Eurotiomycetes, Eurotiales, Aspergillaceae.
AUGCCUGGGGAACCACCUGCAACAGGCCCUGGCUUUGACAAACUCGAAAACUUCAAUUUCUUGAUGUCGCGCCACGAUCCCGCAGCCAAGACUCGACAGUACUCAUUUGACGCUGAUACCGGGCUGGUCCCAUUUGGCAACGUGAGCAUGGACUAUGAUCAGACGGAGGGAAUGGGCGGCUUGUCCGUCAGCUCCUACGAUAGUAUAGAAGACGACCGAAGCUCUCUCGAUCUCCGGGGUUAUCCUUAUCAUGGCGAAAAAUCCAUCAACUACAGCAUCCCAGAACACAUGAUGCCCUACUCAGCCCAUUCAAUCUACCCGCCAGUGCCAUAUGCGCCCGACGACCUCGGCCAUGCACCAGGCGCUCUCACUCCAUCCGACGUCUCGUCGUCCAUCUCCCCGCCCAAUGGACAGAUGGGCAACACCAAGUACAGCACCUCCAUCUCCGGCGACCGCAUCGCUGCCGCCCUCAACCAAGAGGAGGGCGUGCGCGGCGCUGCAGAAGAAGAUCGCCGCCGCCGCAACACAGCUGCCAGCGCCCGCUUCCGACAGAAAAAGAAGCAGCGUGAACAGGUCCUUGAACGGACUGUUCGUGAGACCACCGAGAAGAACGCCUCCCUGGAAGCUCGCGUCGCCCAGCUUGAGAUGGAGAACCGUUGGUUGAAGAACCUCCUUACCGAGAAACAUGAUGCGACUGCCACUUCCACUCGUAUGCCCGCCCCGCCCAAGGAUAGCUCGGCUCUCGAGUCAAAAGGUGCUGGGAUGUCGACAAGACAAAAACAUAUUCAGCCUAAGAAAAAGGGUGUCGGAACUGAUGAGUGA